This is a messenger RNA of Podarcis lilfordi (Lilford's wall lizard), 9407 nucleotides long. NCBI's taxonomy places the organism in Eukaryota, Metazoa, Chordata, Lepidosauria, Squamata, Lacertidae. The record is from the annotation of a GenBank genome assembly.
CAAAGGUGCAAGAACAGAAGAAGCCAGUGUGAAACUCAGCACUUGGCGAGCAGGAAGAGAAAGGGGAGGAAACGGCAAUGGACAGCUGGAAUCAAAGAAUUGUCAAGCCAGAAGGGACCCGAAGGACCAUCUAGUCCAACCCCUUGCAAUACAGGGUUAGGGAAGAGAGAGGAUGAUUUGUGGCAUCAGGGAAACCUGGGCAGAAAGCCGAGAACUAACUGGAAGUCACGAGGAGGACUUCAUCUAAGUUGUGUGUAUUUGUGCAUGGAGGCAAUUUGUGUGUGGAGGCAGGGAGCAUGACUUAGCAGCAUUUAUUUUACUAAAACAUUUUUACACCACCCUCCCUUAGAAAUCCCAAGGUCGUUACCAAAAUAUCGCAAUGGCGUCAAUGCAACAAUCCCAGAAAAAUUCAAAGUAUCCAUAGCAGAAGGCAGCUGUCUACAGAGCCUGCAAACUCAAUGGCCAAUUGUGGAGAGAGGAAGUUAGGAUGGGUUUGGACAUUAGUUCAGGGGUCGGUGAGUGGGGAACCUUCUUUGUCCGGAGUGACCACAUUCCCUUCCAAAUAAUCUUGCCCAUGGUGGGCGGGUCCAGGGCAAAAGUUGGUGGAGCAACAAUUCUAAAGCUUGCCUUGGGUUCUACACCCCAACCCUCUCUACCGCUCAAGUGAGGGGCAUUAUCAGAGUCCAAGGAUACCUUCCAUCCAGGUGAAAGCUCCAAGGAUGUUGGGAAGCAGGGAUGACAUGGGGCAUGGUCUGUGGAGACCGGGUGUGGCUGGGAGCAAGUGAGGGCCAGUGACUAAGGCUUGGAGCACCCCAUUUGGCCCCCUGCCUGAGAUUUCCCACUCCUGCUUUAGUUACAGCAGCGUUGGCUAAUCUGGCUCCACUCCAGUUGCUUUGGGUUGCUGCUCCCAUCAGCGUCAAUUGACACAGCCUUCCCAGCUGAGACUCAUGGGAUUUGUAGUCCUAAACUGCUGGAGAGCACGAGGCUGGUCAAGCCUAAGUACAAGCAUGCGAGUUUUCUUUAUGUUGUUGGUUGCGAGUUGUUUCACUGCCUCUUCACCCCAACAUUCUGAUCCUGUUGUCCUUAGAAUAAGUCUCUGGGCUCGUCCAUGCUUCUUCCACUUGCUAGAAAGCACAGGCUUGGGCAGUUUUCCAACUUGUCCAAUGUUUUCCAGGCACAGGUCCAAGUUGCUUUGCCUUUGUCCCACCGCUUUCUCCCAGAAAACCUACUCUUUAGUGCUAAAUCUGCAGAAACCCAACUGCCGUUUGCUGUGGUUGAGCAAGUUUUCCUAUCAGAAAGUGGAAGGGAAGUGGAAAUGCGCAUGAGCCCCCAGUCAUGUUUUUGGAGACAAAAAAAGUCCAGGAAUGCAGGAUUUUCUAGCCAGAAUGGAUGUUGUUAAGGUUAAAAUGCCAUCUCCCCUCCCUAAGGUAAUAUUUAGAAAACGAUAUUGGUUGGUAGCAGUGCCAUCUGUUUGUCUGACAAGGUUUAGGGACACCCCCUCUCCAAACCCUAGGAAUGAACAAAGUCUAAGAUUUUGAUUAACUGGGAUAUGGAUUAAAGCACAAGCUGCAGUGCUGUGCCAGACAGGGAAUUUCUGGGCUGGCUUUGUCAGUUUGCAUUUUGUAGAGCAGAAAGUAUUGAUCUGAUGUGUAGAGAUCUUUGCUAUUGCGUGGCGAGUCCCCCCCCCCCCCAGUGGAAAUAAUGACACAUGACACAAUUAUUAAGGUUAAUGGGCUAAAUCAGGCCACAACUUUUAUUGGUUACUUGUGAUGAGCGGUAUUGGCAUAGGCACUGGUCCUAACCAACUAUAUCCGACUUCAGCCCAUCCGCUUGAAGUCCGGGAAGGGUUAACCACCAGUAGGGGGAGUCCUGCUGAUGCACAUCAACUAGGAACUCCCCCGGGGUCACCGCUAGGGGGCGUGCCUUAGGCCCUCACCUCCAUAGGCUUCGGACAGGGCCACGCCCCCUGAAUCCUUUACCAGACUUCCCUUCAAAAUGCAGGGCAGGUGAUGGCGCUACCUCCCCUCUUCCAACUACAGAGCAAUACCAAUGCCUAACCGCCAAUACCAAGAAAGUUGUGACGAUUUGCUACGAGGUAGGCGAAAACCAUGUGGCUGGUGCCAAUUUGCCAAGUGGAAAAAUUCCUACCAGGCCCCUCAAUGGCGACCAACCAAGGUCCAUAGCAAGGUCAAAGAACGAAAACCUUAUAGGCCAGGAGGGUGGGAAAAGCAGGAACAGCUGGUAGGCGGCAAAGAGGGAGAUCCCCGGCCGCAUCCUGGUUUAAAUAAGGCAGGACACGCCCCCAGAGCCAGCCAAUUGGCUGGCCGGGAUGUGACGUGACCAGGAAUCCCCCCCAGUCUUUCAGAUACUGUAUAUACAGUGAGCUUUCGAUGGAGAAUGCAAUCAAAGAGGAGAUAUUGUAGACUGGCUGCAUAUGUCUUCGAAACACAGCAAAGAGCUAACAUUUAUAGAUACACUAAAUGACUGUCCUAGUUCAGUUAGUAAUGGAAUUGACCAGAAGAACAUAAACUCUGGGUUUUAUCUCAAGUGACAGCCAGGAUCUGGUUAGAGAUGAAAGUGUUGCUGAACUAAUUGGGAAGAGUGACCACAGUGCUAUCAAAUUCAAUUUAUAUAUGUAAUGGACAAUUGCCAAGUAAAUUCAUUGUAGUCACCUUUGACUUCAAAGAAAGGGACUUCCCAAAAAUGAGGGAUCUGGUAGAAAGGAAGGUGAAAGGCAAAAACCCUGCAGAACACUUAGGGGUUAUUCAAAAUCACAAUAAGGAGUUCUCAACUAUAAUGUAUAUUGCACUUCAGGAAAAAAUACCACCCGGGCCAAGAGGAUGCCAGCAUGGCUAAAGAGCAGAGUCCAGGAAUCAGGGAACGAGGCAGAGGGCCUUCUCAGUGGUGGCACCCUCCCUAUGGAACACCCUCCCUUCAUAUGUCAAGGAGAUAAAGAACUAUACAGCUUUUAGAACACAUCUGAAGGCAGCCCUGUAUUGGGAAGCUUUUAAUGUUUGCUGCUUUAUUAUGUUUUAUAUAUUCUGUAAGUUGCCCAGAGUGGCUUGGGACACCCAGCCAGAUGGGUGGGGUAUAAAUAAUAAAAUUAUUAUUGUUGUUACUAUUAUUAUCCUCGUUUUGGCAUCUUGCCCUGGUGCUUCUGUUAAUAUUAAUAACAUUUGUCUGUCUCAAAAAAAGAGAGGAGGAGGAGGAGGAGCAAAAGCAGCAAUGAUGUUAGGCUGCCCACAUGCUCUCUGGACAGAACCUGGAUUCAUGUGUUUUAUGAUGUCAUGAAUUCUAAGGAAAGGUGGUGUGGUGGAUCUUGUAGCCUUGGGAGCUGCCCGAAGGAUGAGAUGGUUGGUCCUCUCUGUUCUGGUCCUUGCUGCAUUCCAGCCCACCCAUAACGCAACCGUCAGCAAUUGCGAGUAAGAGGCCAUUGGGUUGAUGGGUGGCAUUUUGUAAGGAAAGACAAAAUAGGGAAGAAGUUUUUUUCCUGGAAAAAGACCCCAGGUGGUCUUCUGUCUGCUUGUCCAUCUACCAUUGCUCUCCUUCCAUUUUACCUUGAGGGUUGCUCUCCUUCCAUUUUGCCUUAAGGGUCUCAUGAAAUUUAGUGGCAUUUCAGCCAACCCUCUGAAGUAGACCGAUUGAAAGCAAUGAACACAAACAAGUUAGGUCCAUUACUUUUGGUGGAUGUACUCUGAGUCAAGUCUUGUUGAUUACCACCUAUAGCCAUGGCAUCCGAACAGAUCUCCCAAGGUUACUAUCAUGAAUUACAUAAAACUGACAAGGCUGGAUUUUUUUUAAAAAAUAAUAAUAGUAGAAUUCCCCCCCCCCCCAAAAAAUAAAAUUUGUUGAACUAUAUAAAAGACCUGCAAAAUACCAGAUGAUAUCUGAGGAGCCCGUGUCAGUAAAAAAGGUAAAAUGUGCGAUCACAAUAUUCAAGAGCUGCACAAUCCACCCACGUCGUGCGCAUGAUCUGUUGAUGCUCUCUAUCUUUUUCAGUGGCAUCUGCGGAAGACGACCGAUGGCAAGCAGCCAUAAGUUGAUGCGUAUUAUGGGCGGCAGCAAUGUUCUUCCAGGGACGUGGCCCUGGAUGGUCAGCAUCCAGACAAAAGUACGAGGGAACGUCUACUUUCCCAGCUGCGGAGGUUCGCUCAUUGGCCCCCAAUGGGUCCUCAGCGCAGUCCACUGCUUCCCAAAACCAAAGUAAGCAGAAGGGGACAUCUGCUUAGCAGAAGGUCAUUCCUGGGGAGGGUUGUGGAAUCUGCAAGCCCAGCACCCUGGGGGCAUCUCAAGGAAGCAGAGUCCCUUCUUCUGCCUUCCAGGUGAUACUUGGAGGAACUGCAGUUUGUCUGAACACAGAGCCGUCCUCUUGGGAUGGUGGAGUCUGCAGCCCAGGAACUGCCCUACCUGAUCAGGACUAAGGUCCAGCUAGUCCAGCGUCCCAUUGGGAACCUAGGAGGGCUGGGCACUCAUAGGUGGAGUAAGGUGGGUGCGGUGGGUGUGGCCCACCCUGAGUGUUAUCCCUGAGGGGGGGGUGACAUCACCACGCUGCCGCCCUGGGACACUCAUCGCGGGCAGCGCACCCCCAGGACGCGCACCCCACAGGACGCUCACCUCACCCCCCCGGGAUGCCAUCCCCGUCCGGGUGCCAGAGCAGCUAGCUCCGCCACCUUGGGCACUCGGGCCAAUCCGUCCCAUUUGGUUCGUAGGAAUAUAGGGCUAACCAACUAUUCCAUUUGUCCUGAGACCUGUAGGCAGAGAUCCGAGAGGCUUCUUCUUUCUCCCACUGCUUUCCCCAGGAAAACACACUGUUCAUAGCUGAAUCAGAACAAAUAUCAAUUGAGUUUUCUAUGAAUUCAUGUUUGCUCCAAUUUAGAUGUAACAGCAGGUUUUCCCAGAGAAAGCGGCCAGGCACAAAAACGAGGAAGGGCGUAGGACAGCCCCCUUGUGCUAAAAUUGUGCUUUUAAUGGGGUGAUAUUUUAACUUGGGUGGGUGUUGUUUAUUGUUCUUAAGUGUUCUGUGUUAACUGGUAUUUUGUAUUUGUCUUUUUUGUUUUUGUUUUAUAAAGCUGAUUAAUAUUCUACAGAUUUUUUUGUGGGAACGGAGUUAUUGUUUUGUUAUUUUUUGUUUUGACUAUUUACUUGUGUUUUUACCUUGGAUUUUUAUCCUGUGAACUGCCCUGGGAUCUUGUGAUGAAGGCAAUAUACAAAUGAAAUCAAGUCGAAUCAAAUAAAUAAUAAAACCUCUCAGGCUUCAGCCAUGUCGCCUUUUACCCAGUUUUUCUCCAAACUAAAAAGUCCCAAGCGCUGCAGUCCUUCCUCGUAGGGAAAUCCCUCCACACCCCUGAUAAUUUUGGUGGUCCUUUUCUGAACCUUCUCCAGCUGUGCAAUAUCCUUUCACAGGUGAGGCCAGCUUCACUGGAUAUCCAGGUAUUCCACCCUCGUGAGAGAGGGAGGGAAGAUUUUUUCUCCAUCCUUUCUCUGACAUUCAGGGAAUCCAAGAACGGCCUUCCAGAGGCGAAGCAACCUGCUCCGGUACCCAGAGCAGCGUGUGUCCCAGGGGACGUGACGUGCUGCCCGUGGGGGGCGUGGCAUGCAUCCUGGGGGUGUGGAACUCCACCCAGGGGCGUGGCAUGCCACCCAGGGGCAUGGUGCAUGUCCCGGGUGGUGCCACCAAUUGGGGGUUGGCAUUUAGUCACCCUCCCUUUGGAAUGGCACCUGGGGCGUGCCGCCCCCCCAAACCUCAGAACUCCCCUAUAGCCUCCCACAAGCCAUAUAUCCCUGUUCUUGGUCCCACCUGCAGAGACCAGUACAAGCUUGUUCUUGGCUCCAACCGGAUCAAGAAGCUGGGCCCAGAGGCUGAGCAGCGCUUCAUUAAGAGGCUGGUGAAACAUGAGAAGUACGACAACCAGCUGAAUCAAGGAGAGGUGGUGUUUGCAGACAUCGCCUUGCUGGAGAUGGACGAGCCCGUCAACUGCAGCGACUACAUCCAGCCAGCCUGCCUGCCUGACGAAAGAAUGGAGGUUUUGACACUCAGCCAUUGCUACGUCAGCGGUUGGGGCGGCCUGCUGCCAAAAGGUGAGAGCAACCUUGUGAAAAGCAGGAGGACUGUUUGAAAUAAAUUCAUCACCUGUACCUUCACUGCCAGCUGGCAUUUUCCAGGGUGGUUUAGGACUUGUCUGCACUUCCGCUUAUCCUGCUGUUUCCCCCCGGGGAAAACCUGCAGUCGAGUUCUCCGCAGAUUGCUGUUUGCUCCUAUUCAGCAGUCAAGAGUGAGUUUUCCUGGGGAAAGUAACAGGGCAAGCAGAAAACCACUCGGACUCAUGCCAAGGGGGCACAAACCUCUUGGACUCAUGCUUUCUAGGCAGGGGACGAGUGGAAGUGUGGACAAGCCCUUCCAGUGGGAGGAAAGUUAAUAAAUAAAAUGGAAAUGACCGUGGCAAAUAAUAUACCUAGUUCUGAAUGAAUAAACGCUUCUGGUUGGGCUGCACAAGGUUCCUUCUUUGCAGGAGAGGUUUUCUUUCGGGGUGUUCCAUCCCUGUUUCACAUCCCCUCUCUCUUGCAUGGAUGAGUUUCCCCCCAUUCAUGCCUGUAAUUAUUCUGCUUUAAUAAUAUACUGGGCUCAGGAUAUCUAAUAAUAAUAAUAAUAAUAAUAAUAAUAAUAAUAAUUUGCACCCCACCCAACUGGCUGGGCUUCCCCAGCCACUCUGGGUGGCUUCCAACAGAUUAACAAACGUUAAAACACCAGUCAUUAAAAAAGUUAACUGAACAGGGCUGCCCUCAGGUAUCUUCUAAAAGUCAGAUAGUUGUUUAUUCCUUUGACAUCUGGUGGGAGGGCAUUCCACAGGGCGGGCGCCGCCACCACCAAGAAGGCCCUCUGCCUGGUUCCCUGUAACCUCACUUCUGCCAGAAGGCCCUUGGAGCUGGACCUCAGUGUCCAGGCUAAACGAUGGGGGUGGAGACACUCCUUCAGGUAUACUGGGCUGAGGCCGUUUAGGGCUUUAAAGGUCAACACCAACACCAACUAUUUAUGAAAUCAAAACAUGGUUAGCAGGGAUUUUUUCAGCCAGAACUCACUGAAACUCCAUUCCAGCACCUCUCAGGUGGGUGCCAUUGCCAUUAUAAGAGACCAGGGAAGGCGUUUGUGGUGAGUUCCGGCACCUCGUUUUUAGAAAAAUAGCACUGCUGGUCCAGUGACUGAGAGCAGCUAGCUGUUAUGCAGGUCUUAGUGCUUAUCCACACUUCUGCUUUCUCGGUGUGGCUCUGAGGGGUUUCCCCCUUUCCCCUCUCCUUCCCCUGCCCCAGUUAGGAUUCACGGGCAAGGCACCCCCUGGUCAGGCGUCCAGCUGUCUAUCUCCAUUCCCACCCUGCUGCUUUCUGCUCACAGAUUCCACCCCUCCUGACAUCAUGCAAGAAGGGGCGACGAGUCUCUACAGUAGAAUCCAAUGUGGCAUGCGGUGGGGCAGGAGGAUCCCUACACAGAACGUCUGUGCCGGACACGAAGAAGGAACCAUUUCAAUCUGCAGGGUAGGGUGAACCACGGUCAGGAGCCAAGGUCAGGAUUUUGUGCUCACCUGAUGAAGGGUAUCACUCUAUGGCUCCACAUCAGAGCUCUUUUGUGGCCAACCAAUGCUCCAAGUUUCAAUGCUUGGCAAGCUGAGCUGAGGCUGCUCUCCAAGGCUGUCUACACACCACACGGUCAAAGCACAUUCAAAGUGCAGGACUCCCGCUGCCCCCCCCCCGCCACUGGAAAAAAAAAAGAAUCUUGAGGAACUGCAAUUUGGGUGCCUGGAAUCAGAUAUCCAUGUGGAGUAAACUACAGUUCCCACAAUUCUUGUGAGGAAGGGAGUCACACACUUUAAAUGUAGGAUGUUGGUAUAUGUUUCAAUCCGUUUUCAGUUUGUAGCUGGUUUUAUCUUCUGAAUGUUUUCAAGAGUUGGUUUUACUCGUUAUUGUUUCGCUCUCUUCGUAAACUGCCUUGAGGUUGCUGUUGUACAAUCAAGCAGGGUAUACGUUUAGAAUUGUAGAGUUGAAUGUACCUCGGGGCGGUCAUCUAGUCCAACCCCCUGCAAGGCUGGAAUUAGAUGCAAUUAAUAAUAAUAAUAAUAAUAAUAAUAAUAAUAAUUUAUUCCCCGCCCAAAGCCGGGCUCAGGGCAGUUAACACCAGUAAAAUUACAAUGGAAACAUAAUAGGGGGAAAAACAACAACAACCCAAUUUAAAAUACAGGUUAAAAUGCAAUUUAAAAAGCAGCCUCAUUUUAAAAGUAGCCCAUAAAUCAAAACCGUAAGGGGAGGGAAGACAUAAGGGUCAGACUGAGUCCAAACCAAAGGCCAGGUGGAACAGCUCUGUCUUGCAGGCCCUGCAGAAAGAUGUCAAGUCCUGCAGGGCCCUAGUCUCUUGGGACAGAGCAUUCCACCAUGUUGGGGCCAGUACUGAAAAGGCCCUGGCCCUAGUUGAGACCAAUCUAACCACCUUGCGACUUGGGACCUCCAAGAUAUUGCCAUUUGUGGACCUUAAGGUCCUCCGCGGGGCAUACCAGGAGAGGUGGUCCCGUAGGUACGUGGGUCCUAGGCCGCAUAGGGCUUUAAAGGUCAAAAUGAGCCCCUUAAAUCUGACCCUCUACUCCACCGGGAAUAAGUGAAGUUGAUGUGCUGUGCUGCCCCUGACAGGAUGGCUGAGCCUUGUAUCCUUACCCCAUUUGCCUCUGCCUUGAUCUCCACAGCAUCAUGCCUGCACCUCAUUCCACCACCUUCUUUUCCCCCUCCCAGGGUGACAGCGGAGGCCCCCUGAUGUGCAGGGAAGAGAGGUCUGAGCGCUACUGGGUGAUUGGAGUCGCCAGUUUCGGACCCUUGUACUGCGGCACAGCGAAGAUCCCAAGCGUCUUCAUUUCCACGCAGUACUAUCUGGACUGGAUCCAAAGGACCUCUAAGCUGCAGCUGUCGGUUCCCACACAUACCCCGCUGCUGGCGCAGACCCAGGCCACAACAAUGCGCAAGCCGAGGACUUUACCUACAGCGGCCAGGCCAAGACCCCACAGGCCUCCCUGGGUGAGGCCCCCACAGUGGGGUGUGAGGCCUCCUCCCCAGGUGCAGACCACAAGGUCCUCCUUCCCUCCCUGGAUGAGGGAGAACUAUUUUUGGGGUAACCGGAGGCCUGGCCGCAGGACUAGGUACAGACCGCAGCAGCCCGGGCCCCGGAUGGCACCUCGAAGUCAGUUCGCAGAUCCACCAGGGUACUACCCUGGCUCCGAAGACUACUACGAUCUGCUUGUGCCCUCAGGAGAGCAGGAUUGAGAGGGGCAGCUGGGGCAGGGGACAGGCUAGAGGCAGAGGGGCCAGGCUAGAGGCCACCAUGAUAAGCAUAGGAUAUUCUAUAGAAUAAUAAAAUGAAGAUGGUUUGAGCAAGC